AUUACUCCGGUGUUACCAAUGGUAAGAGAUAAAAUAGAUACAUCCAUCCAUCCACUCGCUUCGACAAAAAAUGAUCAGAGAAGAGAGAUAAAAAUCAAAUCCUUUAGAAUCAUUCAGCUCAACUUUAGAACAAAAAAAUAAAAUAAAAAAAUACGAACAGCAAUGUUGGACCUUUUUUUUCCAAUUCAGUCAAUUUUAACAUAAACUCGGAAAAGCUGUCCUCACUUCGACAUCCAGAAUUGAUAUCUUCUCUCUGACAUUAGAAUGCGAUGGAUUGAGGGUGUUAAGGCUUUCGAACUCCGUAACAAGAACAAGGCUGAGCUUGUCAAGAUUCUUGAUGAGCAAAAGCAACAACUUGCUAACAUCCGCGUCCAAAAGGUCGCUGGUGGUAAGUCUCAAGAAGUUGGUGAGGCCCGUAAGAACGUUGCUCGUGUUUUGACUGUCAUCAACCAAACUCAACGUGAACAACUCCGUCUUUUCUACCAAAAGAAGGCUUUCACUCCUCUUGAUCUCCGUGUCAAGAAGACCCGUGCUAUGCGUAGAGCUUUGACUCCUUUCGAGAAGUCCAAGAAGACUGUCCGUGAGCAAAAGAAGUUGGCCCAUUUCCCUCUUCGCAAGUAUGCUGUCAAGGCUUAA
This is a messenger RNA of Mucor mucedo, 636 nucleotides long. RefSeq lists its product as uncharacterized. The transcript has 3 exons. The record is from RefSeq and is a predicted model, not a curated record. Bases 265 to 636 code for a protein of 123 amino acids. Gene Ontology annotation, molecular function: structural constituent of ribosome; mRNA binding. Lineage: Eukaryota; Fungi; Mucoromycota; Mucoromycetes; Mucorales; Mucoraceae. Gene Ontology annotation, biological process: maturation of LSU-rRNA from tricistronic rRNA transcript (SSU-rRNA, 5.8S rRNA, LSU-rRNA); translation. Gene Ontology annotation, cellular component: ribosome; cytosolic large ribosomal subunit.